Molecule: messenger RNA, 513 nt
Organism: Adineta ricciae
Lineage: Eukaryota; Metazoa; Rotifera; Eurotatoria; Adinetida; Adinetidae
Source: the annotation of a GenBank genome assembly
AUGAUACGGUCAGAAGUAUUCCGAACAAAAUAUUAUUUCUUAUUCAAUGUCGCUUUUAUACGGUACAUAAUGACAACUAAUGAACAAUUUUCAUCGGAUUUCCUACAUAAUCAAACCGAUUCAGCUGUGUCAUGUUUAUCAUCAAACGUUGGUUCCAUAACAGAUUUUCUUCUCAAUUCAACACAUUCCACAGAAAAUACUAAUGAGCAAAUUUUUGAAAAUAGUAAGCUCGAACGUUUAACGGUCUGUGAAACUGAACCACCGAGUGAAUUGAAUGUAUCGGGUAACAAGGAGAAACUAGGUCAUCGGCGUGUUGAUGAAAUUGGCAAUGUCACGUACAAACGUGUUAUGGUCGAUGAUUUGAUGAAAUCCUUGCAGACUGGUUUGAAUUAUGUUCUUGGAAAACAUCAUCAGCCUCAACGACAAGUCCUCUUUCAAGAUUUUCAACAGAUCGAAUACCAAGAUUUUCCACCACUUCUCUGUCGUCUGAUGACGUCGAUUCUCGUACAUUAG